AUGAUUACUCUCACACUUACCCGACGAUCUGUCCAGCACGCGUAUCUGAUAGAUGUACGGGAGCCAGACGAAGUUAUUCAGGGCAACAUCCCCUCUUCCGUCAAUCUGCCGCUGUCUGUACUAUCUGGCUCCUUGCAGCUACCCGCAACACAAUUCCACAAGAAACAUGGGUUUAGCAAGCCGGGAUUAGAUCAAGAAAUUGUGUUCUACUGCCGUAGUGGGAAGCGAAGCGCUACUGCUAGCGAUGUCGCGAAGCGGAACGGAUACACAAAUAUCUUCAACUACAAGGGGUCUUGGCUGGACUGGGUGGAAAGAGAAGGGAAGCCCUCUGCUUGA
Molecule: messenger RNA, 336 nt
Organism: Heterobasidion irregulare TC 32-1
Lineage: Eukaryota; Fungi; Basidiomycota; Agaricomycetes; Russulales; Bondarzewiaceae
Exons: 2
Coding region: 1-336 (111 amino acids)
Cellular component (GO): mitochondrion
Molecular function (GO): thiosulfate-cyanide sulfurtransferase activity
Source: RefSeq, a predicted model, not a curated record